CUUUUUUACUCUACUUUUUUCUUUUUUCUUUUCUUUUGUGAGAAAAGAUGCCUAAAUACUACUGUGAAUAUUGCGAUGUCUUUUUAACACACGAUAGUCCUUCUGUAAGAAAAGGUCACAAUGCAGGAAAGAAUCAUAUACUGAACGUUAGACAAUAUUACGAAGAAAUUGGUCAUGACAAAGCACAAGCUAUUAUCAAUGAAAUCACACGAGCGUAUGAAAAUUCAAGUGCAGUGAUACCACCUCAAUAUAAUGGUCAAUUUGUUCCUGGGUGUAAGUUUUUAGUUAAAAUAAAAUGGUGAUAGCUAAAGGGAUUAAUAUUUAAUUAUUAUGAAAUAGAUGGACCACCACGACCAUUUCCACAAGCACCAUAUUCAAACAGACCUGCAGGAUAUCCACCUUUUGGGAAUAUGUCUACUGGUCAUUUAAAUCGUCCACCUCGUCCUUAUUAUAGUGGCCCA
Molecule: messenger RNA, 461 nt
Organism: Halteromyces radiatus
Lineage: Eukaryota; Fungi; Mucoromycota; Mucoromycetes; Mucorales; Cunninghamellaceae
Product: U1 zinc finger-domain-containing protein
Exons: 6
Coding region: 48-302 (84 amino acids)
Biological process (GO): mRNA 5'-splice site recognition; spliceosomal snRNP assembly; mRNA splicing, via spliceosome
Cellular component (GO): nucleus; U1 snRNP
Molecular function (GO): zinc ion binding; pre-mRNA 5'-splice site binding
Source: RefSeq, a predicted model, not a curated record